This is a messenger RNA of Babesia ovata, 1812 nucleotides long. RefSeq lists its product as uncharacterized. The record is from RefSeq and is a predicted model, not a curated record. The transcript has a single exon. The coding region runs from base 1 to 1812 and encodes 603 amino acids. Lineage: Eukaryota; Apicomplexa; Aconoidasida; Piroplasmida; Babesiidae.
AUGAUGUGGCUUAGUGUCCUCGGAGCGUUAGCUCUGACGUGCAUAUGCGCUGUAGAGAGAGCGUUUGCGCGUAUGCCGGCUGAGAGGCCUCCCGCCCCGGUCCGGACAUUUACUGGGAAAAGCAAUAUGCGAGAGUAUAAGGUGUCCGUGGAGAGGGUGACCUUAGACCAACCCCACGAAGUCAACUUCCUUUGUGGUCAAAAUGAUGCCGCGCACUUUGGCGGAGAGUUUACGCUGUACCCCAGCGACCCCAUGACGAAAACCUUGUUGCCGCUCGAGGGUGACGACCUGGAGGACGCGAUCUCCAAGGAGGUCCUGCUGCGCAACAUUUCUCGCAGUACCAUGUUGCGCAUUCAGACGAGCAAUCACCGGGGUCCGGGCAGCUUCGUGAAGGUCAUGUACCCCGUCAACGCCCUCAUCAUGGCCAAAGACCCUCAGAACUUCAGCCUCAACUACGCCUGCAAGUACCAGCCCCGUGAUAAGAGACAGCCACCAUUCUACCGCUGGCUCGAGGUCAAGUUCAAAUACGUUUAUCCCAUGGCAUACGGAUGCGCAAGCGGAAACGACAUGCUCUUCAAGAACUCGGUUUUUAGAGAGGAUAAUUAUAUGAAUAGGGCAAAAUCUUCAUACUGUGCAAUAAGUGCGGAGCCUAAUUUGCUCUUCGGUAUAUACUGCAAACCUGGUGAACGUUUGUCUCCUGAGGAUUGCGUUCCAGAAAUUAAGUUAUAUAGAAUGCAGGGGCUGCUUGUGCGCUACGAAUUAAAUGACCAGGAUGCAGCAGCUAUACCGGGUUACGAUGUGCCGUCGAGGCUCAAGCUGUUCAAGAUUUCGCCAGCAGCAAUGGACAAGGAAUUUUAUGUAAACUGCAGGUGCAUUGGCGCUGAUGGAUAUGGUAAACAACUCUAUCUAAAUAACCACGUCAACGUUGAAAUGAACCCUCUAGCAACUCUUACGGCUCGCAAAGAGGGGUUUCAAACUUCAUUCGAAGUGAUGAAUGUGUUGAGGCCCGGCAAAAGAUUCGAAAUUACGGUACCUCGUAAUGGAUGGGGAAAUUUAGGAUAUCUAGGGCGCGUCAAAUCUUACCUGCAUCCUGAAGAUCCGAAGCAAUAUGUACAAGUAGGAAUACGUACUCAAGACUACCCAGAGCGUAUGUAUAAGUUCAUUGGUGCUAAAAACCUUUCAAUAACGCAACAAGACAAUCCCGGUAAACGAACGUAUACUAUUAAUUACAGGAAGGAUGCGGUUGUAGUUCUGAAAUCUUCUAUACCGUUUAUGCAUUACAGGUGGGAAGCAAAUGGAAGCCAUGGACCUCAGCCAGUGAAGGUAUCGUUCAAAAUGGAUGUUCCCCUAAUGCCGACUGACCCUUACACAUACGGUUGUGGUGUGGACAGCCUGCAUCUGUUCCACUACGAGGGUUUCGAGCUGCAUCAGGGGGAUAAUGCCGACGAGGUUGCUUGCAGGCUAAACCCGCACGUGGUGAGCCCCGUUGGGUUUUAUUGUCCCAAGGGAUUCAAGUUGGAGCCGGCUGACUGCUUCCGUGAGAUGCUGCACAAGGAGUCUGGCCGCGUUGUGCAGCUCGCCGACUACGCGCCGCACGCCAGGCCGCUGGACGGCACGUACAUCCGGGUGUUGGACUUCCACGUACCCCAGCGCAUGAGUCACCUAGUCAGGUACUCGAACGACGAGCUCUCGUGCCGGUGCCUCGACGCGCAGGGAAACGUACGCGCCUCCAUCACCCUCGAUCUGCGCAAGCCGACGGUCGAGGAAAAGGCUCCCGACACUUCGGCGCUCUCAUCACUUCCCGCAAAAUAG